GGGCCGAGGGUCGAAGCUCCACCGUGGUGGAAAAAAAAACCCGCCGUGGGAGUUGACGUGCGUCUGUCAAGUGUUUCUUAUCGUGCACCAGCGAGUAUGUGUUUGCGUGCCUUGCAUAGGCGCGUUUUGUGGAAACCGAACAUCAUUCAGUGAGCUGACACGAUUGAAUUACGGCCACGGAGCACGCGUGCUCCGAGUUCGGACUGAGGAAAAAAAAACGCUUUCUUGACUAAUUGUCCACGGGAGACACUUUUUUCCCCCUCCACUCAAAUGCAGGCACGGACGACACUUCAACUCAAUCGAUGACAAUCUGCUAAUACAGCCGCCCGCUGCUUCUUGUGGAAAGAUGGUGCCGUUCCUUCUUUUCUUCUUUGCUGCCUCGCCCUUACUCAGCGCAUCUGCACACAAUACAUCUGCUGGUUGUGCGAUCAUCCGUCCCCCCAGAGAUGGUGGGAUAAGAUACAGAGGCCUGACACAGGAGCAGAUUCGAAGUGUGCAAGUUCUCCCCGUUGACUAUGAGAUUGAGUACAUCUGCAGGGGAAGCCGUGUGAUUGUGGGACCCAAGGUCAGGAAAUGUUUGCCCAGCGGUACCUGGACCGACCUCAACCAACAAAGUAGAUGCUUGUUGUUAUGUCCUCGGGUUUGGACGUCUUUGGAAAAUGGUCGAGUGUCGUCUUGGCCGCAGGGGCUGCCGGUGGAGGGAACCGUACUGCACUAUAGUUGUCUCCCUGGUUUCAUCUUGAUGGGCCGAAACUCAACGCAGUGCAAUAAAUUGGGCAAGUGGGACACGCCCAAACCCGUGUGUCACUAUGACAGACAUUUCAAAGCUCUCGGCAAGAAGAAGCUAUACAUCGGAGCUCUCUUCCCAAUGAGCGGAGGCUGGCCUGGAGGGCAAGCUUGCCUCCCUGCCGCUAAGAUGGCCUUGGCUCUGGUGAAUGAGAGAGCCGAUAUUCUUCCGGACUACGAGCUGGAGUUAAUCCAUUAUGACAGCAUGUGUGAUCCCGGAGAAGCCACCAAGCUGCUUUACGACCUUCUGUACACCGAGCCCAUCAAGAUUGUACUGAUGCCUGGCUGCAGCUCAGUGUCCACACUGGUGGCUGAGGCUGCCCGCAUGUGGAACCUCAUAGUUUUGUCCUAUGGGUCCAGUUCUCCCGCUCUGUCCAAUCGCCAGCGCUUUCCGACUUUCUUUCGCACUCAUCCGUCUGCCACGCUGCACAACCCCACUCGAGUCCAGCUCUUCCAGAAGUGGAAAUGGACCAAGAUUGCCACCAUUCAGCAGACAACAGAAGUUUUUACAUCAACACUGGAUGAUCUCGAAGAGAGGGUGAAGGAGGCUGGGAUUGAAAUCAGCGUCCGUCAGAGUUUCCUCACUGACCCCGCUGUGGCUGUCAAAAACCUGAAGCGUCAAGAUGCCCGAAUCAUUGUUGGCCUCUUCUAUGAGACUGAAGCCAGGAAAGUCUUUUGCGAGGUAUACAAGGAGAAGUUGUACGGGAAGAAAUAUGUGUGGUUCCUCAUCGGCUGGUAUGCGGACAACUGGUUUAAAAUCAACGACCCGUCUGUCAACUGCACGGUGGAGCAAAUGACGGAAGCCGUCGAAGGUCACGUGACCACGGAGAUUGUCAUGCUCAACCCAGAGACCGUACGGGGAGCCUCCAACUUGACCUCCCAGGAAUUUCUCGACCAACUGAUGUCGAAGCUAGGGGGGAAAAACUCGGAGGAAACCGGCGGUUUUCAAGAAGCUCCCCUAGCUUACGAUGCUGUGUGGGCUCUCGCUCUGGCUCUCAACAAAACCGUGGGACCUCUGAAAGCCAAGGGUCGUCGCCUAGAGGAUUUCAAUUACAACAACCGAGAUGUAACGGCUGAAAUCUACCGUGCCCUCAACACCAGCUCCUUCGAAGGAGUUUCAGGCCAUGUCAUAUUUGAUGCCCAAGGUUCUCGGAUGGCCUGGACUCUAAUUGAGCAGCUCCAAGGAGGAAGCUAUAAGAAGAUUGGAUACUACGACAGCACCAAAGGCAAUCUGUCCUGGUAUGGGAACGACAAAUGGAUUGGGUCUGGACCCCCUGCCGACCAGACAAUGGUCAUCGAGGAGUUCCGCUACCUCUCCCAGAAGCUAUUUGUGUCCAUGUCUGUGUUUUCUGGUUUGGGAAUCCUGCUGGGCGUCAUCUGCCUUACUUUCAAUAUCUACAACAGCAGCGUGAGGUAUAUUCAGAAUUCGCAACCGUACCUGAACAACAUGACUGCAGUGGGCUGCAUGAUGGCUCUGGCUGCCAUCUUCCCUCUGGGCAUCGAUGGACUUCAUGUCCGCAGGAAGCAUUUCCCCGUUGUCUGCCAGUUUCGACUUUGGCUGCUGGGUCUGGGUUUCAGCCUUGCAUACGGCAGCAUGUUCACCAAAAUCUGGUGGGUUCACACAGUCUUCACCAAGAAGGAUGAGAAGAAGGAUAAGAAGAAGCACCUGGAGCCAUGGAAACUCUACGCAACUGUCGGCGUCCUGCUUGGCAUCGACUUCUUGUCUCUCAUGAUCUGGCAGAUUGUGGAUCCGUUACAUAUCACGGUGGAGAAGUUCACCCGAGAAGCCCCAAAAGGAGACCUGGAUGUUUUAAUCCAACCAUUAUUGGAGCACUGCAGCUCGGAAAAAAUGAACACCUGGCUCGGUGUGGUGUACGGUUACAAAGGCUUACUGCUGCUACUCGGCAUCUUCCUGGCUUACGAAACCAAGUCUAUCUCCACGGAGAAAAUCAACGACCACCGAGCUGUGGGCAUGGCCAUUUAUAAUGUUGCCGUGCUUUGUUUGAUCACAGCCCCCGUCACCAUGAUCCUGUCCUCUCAGCAGGACGCCUCAUUCGCCUUUGCCUCCCUGGCCAUCGUUUUUUCGGUCUACAUCACCCUGGUGGUUCUGUUUGUUCCGAAGAUGCGACGUCUGAUCACACGAGGUGAGUGGCAAUCCGACGCCCAGGAGACCAUGAAGACGGGUUCCUCCAUGAACAACAAUGAUGAGGAGAAAUCCAGACAGCUGGAGAGAGAGAACAAGGAGCUCCAGAAGAUAAUCCAGGAAAAAGAAGAACGUGUAUCAGAGCUGAGGAACCAGCUGUCUGAGCGACAGGCCCUUCGAUCACGGAGAAGACCAUCCACUGUCUCCAAUCAAAACCAUAACACACCCCCGCUCAGCAUCCCCCCCACUGACCCCAGAUCAUUGGCCCCGCCGCCAGGGUACCCUGCGCCCACUUCUGACCUGCAUGCGGUCCCUCCAUCCUUUGGCAAUUCUUCGAGCCUCUACCAGCCCGACAGCAAAAUCAGCCGCAAUAACUGUCACACCAGCCGGCUGCAGAUGCUCUACAAAUGAGGUGAACGUAAACGGAGGGUUUUCAUGAGAUUCGUUGUACAUGUUGAUGGACCUCAAUCAGGUUCAGCACGUGUAAAAAGAUGCCUCGGACGCGGGACAAAGACACGCAUUUUGUGAAGUGCAAUUUUGCAUCCGUCAUAUCCUACUGGUGUGUCAUGGAAACUAGGAUUUCAGAAAAUUGUUCCAACGUUGACUGUGCUGAGCUUAUCCCCCUUUGGAAUGGUAAUUUUGCUGAGAUUUCCUCCAUUAGCAAGCCAUUCAGGUUUUGGCCCCACUUCUCCAUCAGCAAAUUUAGCCCUUUCGGGGACAGCGGUUACUACAGUGAACAGCUUGUCAGAUUACAGGGUGCGUGAAGGUGUUAAAUACCGUGUUUUUUUGGAUCGUUUGUCGUUUUGGCGCGUCAGUAGCACCAGUCAAAAAAUAUGGUGCAUUUUUUGAAGAAGGAAAAAAAAAAUGACAUCAAGACCCUGAGAGCUUUCACUCGCACCCAAAAUGCUUGUUCCCUAAUCAUGCUGACGGGAGCAAACGAGUUCCGGUUGGAUUUGAAAGUCCCGCUUCGAACUACAGAAUUUUUUUUUUCUUUUUAGUUUAAAACGGCUUACUUUAACUACAAUCCCAUGUGGUGUUGUGGCCAAAGUUCGAAUCCUGGUCGGUUAUUACUCCUUUUGGUUCCAUAAAUAGUGUAAAUCCUUGUUUUGGCAGUUACGGUUUGGGUGCGAGUCCGAGGUCUAAUUUUAAUAUACAGUAUUCUAAUCGCAACGGAGUAUAAGUAGCAGGACCAGCCAAGGUAUGAAGAGAAGUGCGACUUUUAGAGUCCAAAAAAAAAAUACGAUUAAAAUGGCUUCUCACCAGGUUUCACCACCCAUGUUUUGACAGCUACCUGAAGAGCCGCCAUACUCUUUCGUGGCAAGUGGCGACCAGACAACACAGAUCAUAUCAAAACCGGGCAAAGACUAGCGUAGCUGUCAUAGCCACGAUAAAAAAGUUGAGUUUUACCUGUGUGCCAACAUACAAAGAAAACAAAUUCAUAAAUAAUUACAAUCAGUAACAUCCUAUCCAUAACUUGAUCUGGAGUAUCCUUUUCCUCUGGAUCUGGAACAAACGUGUAUGACUAAUAACCCAUAUGCUCAGGUGUCGUCAUGGCAUAAUCAAUAUUUGAAGUUGUAAUUUCACCCCCCAAAAAUAAUAAUAA
Molecule: messenger RNA, 4532 nt
Organism: Hippocampus comes (tiger tail seahorse)
Lineage: Eukaryota; Metazoa; Chordata; Actinopteri; Syngnathiformes; Syngnathidae
Gene: gabbr1b
Product: gamma-aminobutyric acid (GABA) B receptor, 1b
Exons: 24
Coding region: 347-3340 (997 amino acids)
Biological process (GO): G protein-coupled receptor signaling pathway; gamma-aminobutyric acid signaling pathway
Cellular component (GO): G protein-coupled receptor heterodimeric complex; membrane
Molecular function (GO): G protein-coupled GABA receptor activity
Source: RefSeq, a predicted model, not a curated record